AUGGACGGAAAGAGCGCCAACCAGUCGAACACCACACGCACUCACGAUGACAAGACACUCUCGAAUCGAGUCCAGAGAGAUGAUGAGAAGGAAUAUCCAUCCAUGGAGAUUGUUCUACCGGCUAUGGCUGCAAUAUACUUAUCGCUCUUCCUUGUGGCCAUAGUAUGUCUCAAUAAGCCCGGCAGACUUUUGGCAAUAGAGCUGACUGCCGCACAGGAUAGAACCAUCAUCGGCACAGCCGUACCUGCCAUCUCAAUCCAAUUCGACAGCUUUGGAGAUAUAGCUUGGUACGAAUCAGGCUUUCUCCUUCCCCUCUGUGCCCUCCAGCUUUCGUUCGGUCUAGUAUACACAUACUAUCCAGCCAAGUGGGUUCUGGUCACUCUCGUCUCCGUGUUCGAGAUUGGUUCAAUAGUUUGUGCAUCUGCUCCAACAUCACACGCCCUGAUAGUCGGAAGAGUGAUUCAAGGCAUGGGUGGUGCAGGCAUCGCAUCUGGGGCAAUCAUACUUAUUAGCAUGCUUGUUCCUCUUCAAGCUCGACCUAAAUGGACGGGUGGCCUUGGUGCUGUCUUCGGGCUUGCAAGUAUACUCGGACCACUUCUUGGGGGAUACCUCACUUCAAUCACCUGGCGCGGGUGCUUCUGGAUCAACGUGCCUGUUGGUGGUGUAUCGCUAGCAUGCCUCGUCUUCUUCACACCGAACACUCCGCCUGCUGUCAAGGCUGCUCCAACUUGGCGGGGGAAAUUGGCCCAACUCGAUCCCUUGGGUUUCAUCUUGAUAGCGCCUUCAGUCAUCUGCUUAUUGUUCGCCAUCGAGUGGGGUGGGUCAAGGUAUCCUUGGAAUAGCGGUCAAGUCAUCGCCUUGUUCGUUGUCUUCGGCAUCCUACUCGUCGCCUUCAUAGCCUCUCAAGUUUGGCGUGGAGACAAAGCUACAUUGCCUGCAAGGAUUCUUCGACAACGCAGCAUCAUCUCUGCAUCUCUGGCGAGCGUCGGCAUCGGAUCUGUGCUCGUUAUCAAUGCCUUCUACCUCCCAUAUGGUUUCCAGGUCGUCCAAGGGAAGACACCACAGAAAUCUGGCUUGUCGUUGUUACCACUUUUCCUCAGCAACGUGUUUGCUGUCAUGAUGAGUGGCAUUGCGACGAGCAUUGUAGGCUACUAUACUCCGUUUUUGAUUGUCGGAAGCGGCAUCCUGAUCGUAGGGUCAGCACUAUUUACGACAUGGUCAGUAGAUAUUGGCGCAGGGAUAUGGAUUGAAUACCAGGUAAGACAUUCAUACCUGCUUACGGAGGAAGGCUCUGACUCGAAACAGAUCGUAACCGGCAUAGGAUUAGGGACAGUCCUACAAGGCCCAAACAUUGCAGCUCAGACGGUCCUCUCGGACCGCGACGUGGCUAUCGGAUUAUCGUUCCUGCAAUUCAUCAACUUCUUUGCGGGUAGCACCUUCAUUACUGUCUCGCAAACACUGCUCGGGAACGGUCUGAUUUCUGGGUUGAAGGACAUCCUGCCAGACUUGGACCCAAGUAAAAUCUCAGGUGGAGGCGCAAGCGCUAUUCGAGACAUAGUAUCUCCUAACCAGCUUCCUAUUGUGCUUAGGGUGUACAACGACUCGAUCAGGUCAAUCUGGUACUUGGGCUUAGGACUGUCUUGUCUUGUGUUUAUGGCAUCCUGGGGCUUCGAGUGGAGGAGUGUUAAGACGAAGAUGGGUGGCAACAAUGACACCAAAGUUUGA
Molecule: messenger RNA, 1725 nt
Organism: Aureobasidium musti
Lineage: Eukaryota; Fungi; Ascomycota; Dothideomycetes; Dothideales; Saccotheciaceae
Source: the annotation of a GenBank genome assembly